AUGACCUCAUACGUGAUAUCUGUCAAUCUCCAGGGGAGCAACGAGUCCUUUGAGUUGUUUGUGAGAGUUGAGUUGGAGGAUAGGUUAUUGACGGGAGCGUUUUUGAGCAAGGUGAUGGAGGAGGCGGAGAAGUUUGCCAUUCCUGUGAAGAAUGUGCUCAAGCACCACCGCGCACACAUCCUUGUCGAAACCGUCGGCGAUUCAUUCCUUGACUGGAAAGACUCAACGAUAACCAUGAGGCGUUUGCGGGAUGAAGGUGUUACGAUCAUGAUCUCGGAUCGGAAGGAGGGGUGCAUCUUGUGCGAAGAAAAUCUCGAUAUUGAACACCACCCUCUACUUCCCUCCGAAGACACGUUGUCGGGAGCACCUAUUGUACGAUCAACGAAUGAUGAUGACACUGACAAGAUCUUGAGUGUUUUGGAACAAGUCAAAUUCGGAGACAUCGUCGAUUUCUUGUGUGGGAAGAGAUCGAGACUGGGAAGGGAGGAGAGGGUUGCGUUAAAGGGUAUUGUAGAGAAACUCUACGACCUAGCUUCUAAAGCGACCCCGUUAAGUCGGCAAUGGUCCGAGUCGGACGUCAGCGUUGACGAGCUGAAGAAGGAGAUUGCGAAUUUGCAGUUUGAGAAGAAAGUUCUGAAAGAUGAUCUCGCAAAGUUGCAGGACCAACACAAUAAUGCUUCUCGGGCGCAGACAGAUGUGGACUCGCGAACACUGUGCGAAUUUCUAACCGCCCAGCUCGCUGUUCUUCAUGACGACACAACGGAGCCGUGCGACUUCACGACCGCAUCAUUUGUAAAAAUGAUGGACGGUAAUCCUGUGCUCGAUCCGAAUGGAAGUCCCAGAUACAACAGUAAAGAUGUGCUAUUGCAUGCUACUAUGACCAUCUUGCGAAAGGGAUUUACGAAAGUCAACUUGACUCUAUUCCAGCUCCUCAACCAAUACCGACAGCUUAACAACAACGCACACUACAACACUCCCGACUUAACUACAUCACUCCGUUCGACCACCCACUUCUGGUCGCGAACACCAAGCUCAACCGCGCUCUAG
Messenger RNA from Fimicolochytrium jonesii, 1047 nucleotides. RefSeq lists its product as uncharacterized. The transcript has 6 exons. The coding region runs from base 1 to 1047 and encodes 348 amino acids. NCBI's taxonomy places the organism in Eukaryota, Fungi, Chytridiomycota, Chytridiomycetes, Spizellomycetales, Powellomycetaceae. The record is from RefSeq and is a predicted model, not a curated record.